AGUGAAGUGAGUGUGUGUGUGUGUGUGUAUGUAAAUGUGCCUUGCUGCAGCAUCAUUCCCGUUCCAGGCAGUGUGUGUGUGCCUUCCAGACCUGUACGCGUCAGCCCCGAGGAAAAACAAAGUUUGCAGAUUUGACAGACGGGUUUACCGGUAGCCUGUUAGGGGAAACCACUUGUGUUAAAACUGUUUACAGUUCCAGUAAAAUGAGCUUGCUACUGGAGGGAAUCUGGUCGGGAUUGGUGGCAUUUUUACCAUAACUGCCUUUCCUUUGGAUUUAUCUUACUAGCACCAUAGGUAUUAAAAGCACUUUGUUAAGGAUGUCUUAGUCACGACAGAUUCCCCAUUCAUCUCAGAGUGUUUGUAGUAACCCCAGAGACUGGAAUUUGCUAGACACUGCUCAUUGUAUGCUUGUUUGGAACUGCAUGGAGAAGCUAGCGGAGAGUAAUCAUUGGCAGCGUACCUGAGCUACCUGACACCCACAUGAGAGGAGGUGAAAAGUCACAUUUUUUUUCAUCAGCCUGAGAGGCUGUCUUCAGGAACGAACACACUGAGCUGUGUCAUUUCCCAACAAAGGUUACUAGUGAUUUGUGAUGAUGUUGGCUGGAACAGAGAACAGUGUGGAAAGUAAAUACAGCUGAGAACCACAGUUUUGGAAGUGACAUUUGCUAGAAACCAUGGCUUCAGACAGUAUGGAUGUUAAGGAGACUGAUAAUUCAGGUGCUGUGGAUAUAGGUCUAACAGACAAGAAGAGGCCGGGCAAAUUCCAACCCUUCAAGAAGUUGUUUGGGAAAAAGAAACACAAAGACCAUUCCUUGAUAAUUGAGGAAGUGCAGCAAAAACUGAGUCAGUCGACAGAAGAUGUUUUCAGCAGUGUUCUGUCUGAAGAUGAAGAAACUAACAAUGAUCUGAGUAAUAAUAUGUGCACACGGGCAUUUUCCCAUGAAAGUAUUUUUAUACCAGAUGGAUCCACAGAGGAUAAACUUUCAGGCCAAGCUAUAUCCCAGGAGAACAUCUCAGAAAAAGUCAAAACUCUUCAGCAACAAUUGACCCAAAAUAUAAAAUUUGGACAGCCAACCAUAAACUCUGCUUCAAAAAUGGAAGAUACAGGAUACAGUGACGAGAUUGAAGAGUUACCAGACAGUCCUAUGGAGACUCACCAGGAAGUGAAUUUGUCUUAUCGAUACAAUAAAGUCUCACCAGUCAAACCCAAAAAUAAGAGAUCAUUUCCUGCUGCUGGCACCAUUGAAUCAAUCAACCUAGAUGCAAUUCCACUGUAUGUUUCUCGCUUGGACAAUAGUGCUGCUAGACAUAAACUUUCUGUCAAGCCAAAAAAUCAAAGGGCAUCAAAGAAGCACUCCAGAAUAACCAAGGAAAUGCAGCAUAUGACACUGCAUGGUUCUGAAAACGAGAUUAACAGAAUAAAGGUUCAUGCAGAUAUAGAAAUAAGGCAUCAUGAAGACGCAGGUUACAGUUUAGUAGGAGAAGAGAAUCAUUUUAUGGAAAAGCAGAGAUUAAUAUUAGCGGAAGAGAAAAGGAAGCAGGAGGAGCACCAGAGAUAUCUUUUGGUACAAGAACAAAGGCGCAAGGAAGAAGCUGAGCAGCAAAGACGACAAGAAGAAGAAAGACUAAGAGUAUUUGAAGAACAGAAAAGAAAGGAGGAGCAAAUACGGAGAGAAGAGGAAGAAAGGCAUAGACAAGAGGAGGAAGAAAAACAAAGACUCCUAGAACUGCAGAAACGGGAAGCUGAGGAAAAGUUGCUUCGUGAAAUUGAAGAAAGGAAAAGGUUAGAACAACAAAGACAACAAGAAAUUGAAGAAGAAAGAAAAAGGUUAGCGAGACAAAAACAACAAGAAAUUGAAGAAAGAAGAAGGCAGGAAGAGCAAAGACAACUUGAAAUACUAAAACUAAAACAACAAGAAGAACAGAAACGUCAAAAGGCCGAGGAGUUAAGACGUCGUCAAGAGCUAGAAGAAAUUAGGUUAAGAGCAGUUCAGCAGGAACAAUUAGAAAAAGCACGGAAAUACCAGGAAGAAGAAGAAAAGCAACGUAGACUGGAAGAGGAAGAACAAAGGCAAAGGGAAGAAGAAAGAAAAAUACUUGAGGCUCAGAAAGAGCAACAAAUGAGAGAAGAACUCAGAUGGCAGGAAGUGGACGAAAGGCAAACAAUGCCAAGACCCUUUACAUUUAAAGUGUCUUCAGGAGAGAAAAUAUUUCAGAAAGUUAAUCUAAGUCCUGUAACACCAAUGAAAGAGCUAUCUGUGUCUUUAGCCUCAAAGGAGUCUAAAGCUCCAAGUGAAAGUAAGACCAGUCACCCCCUUCAGUCUUCUAGCUCUGUCCCUCACACGGCCAUAUUAGUCACUGGUGCCCAACUUUGUGGCAGCUCUGUAAAUCUAGACCAUAUUAAAGACACUGCAUGUAAGUCAUUGCUUGGUCUAGCAGACGAACGGAAACAUGUUGCCUUUCCAACAGUUGAGAACCUACCUUCACGUGCUAAAUUAAAAUAUAAACAAGAGACGAUAGACCAUCAGUCUUUUCUGAAUGAGUGGGCAUCUAUUAGAUCCAAAAUUAUGAAAAGUGCAGAAAAUGGUAACAUCUAUGAUAAAGAUAAAAGUCAUUCGGGAAGACAUAGUGAUGACUGGACCUCCAAAGUAAGUGGCGAUUUGCGUAGUAAUUUAAGAAAAACUAUGUCAGCAAGUGCAAAAUUCUCUAUAACACCAGCAUGGCAGAAGUUCAUGGAUACAAAUAAACCCAGUGACAAUAUAGCCACUGUACAGAGACAGGAGCAAGAAAGCAUACAAAAAGAAAGUUUGUCUUCUGAUGAGGUAUUUAUUAAUGUGGCUGAACCACUGAUUAUAGGUUCUGUAGGUAGUCAGCAAGGUACUGCCCAAGAAGACAAAAGUGAAAAGUACACAAUGGCUGUAGAUAAUAGUGAAGGCUGUAAAUUUGCCAAAGAUCUUCCAUCUUUUCUUGUCCCAAGCCUUCCUGGUAUACCACAUAGAGGCCUGACUCAGUCAGAGCCACAGAUUACAACAGAUAGUCAUACUUCAGCCAACCACAUAAGAAAAAUGGACAGAGGCGAGAAAGCUAUACUGAAUAGUGAGGAAAAAACAAGCCCUUUUGGUAUUAAAUUAAGAAGAACAAACUAUUCUCUUCGGUUCCAUUGUGAUCAUCAUGUUGAAAACAAAAAGAAGAAAAGGUACAGUGCAGGUGAUAGCUUUGAUGGUGUCCCAGACCCCCUUGUCUCAUUAGAGCAAGAAAUUGAAACCAAUGGGUUUUCCAAAAAACAACUUGCAUUAUCAAGCAAAACAAAAUCAGAUGCCAGUACUGAUGUUAUAAAAGACAGUUCGAACUCUGUUUUUGAUGACCCAAAUACUAUUGGUGUGCCAUUUUUGUCCCAAAGCAAAAAUCACAGUUCAGCUCUGAAUAAUGACAUGUUUUUCUCCAAACAGUUUCUGCAUCAGAAACCAGUGGUAGCCCCUAAACCCCCUAGCUCUACCCCACCCUCUUCCCCCCUCAGUAGUGCAAUAAAGUCAAGUGUUGUCGAAAUGCUUGCUCAGAGGACAGCAAAUACUGAACAGCUAGAUGUGAAUAGAAAAAAAGAAGAUGCUGCCAAUGUAUUAUUUCAGCCAUUAAAGUUUGAUCAAAAAGAAGAUGAAGAAAUGAAAGAAAGGAGGUCGUUUCUACCAGCCAUUCAUAUUCCAUGGAGGGAGAAAUCUGAGAGGAAGCCAGAUUUGUUAAGGAGAGAAAAACCAGUUCUUCAGAGUAUGCACUCCCUAGAUGGUUCUAGAGUGGUACAGAAAGCCGAGGCUGCACAGCCAUUGUGGAUCACGCUGGCGCUACAGAAGCAGAAGGGGUUCCGCGAGCAGCAGGCUGCCAGGGAUGAGAGGAGACAUAUCAGAGAAGCAAAACAAGUGGAGCGAUUAGCAAAUAGUUUAGCCACUAGCAUUACAGACAGCAGCAGCAGCGCCAGCAGCAGAUUAAGUGUGCUGCAGAAGCCAGUGAUAGCAGGAGAGGAAAGAAAAGUUGACACCAUUGUGUCGCGGGUCGAACGAAGGGAGUAUCUGCGGAAAUCCAACACACUUCCAAAUUCUGUUACAGAUGACAUGUCAGACUCUGUUACUCUAGCCCCAUCAGUUAAAGAAGUCUCCAAGAGGUUUUCUACUCCAGAUGCUACCCCUGUGUCAACAGAGCCAGUAUGGCUAGCCUUAGCCAAAAGGAAAGCAAAAGCCUGGAGUGACUGUCCUCAAAUUAUCAAGUAGACAUUCUUAUGUGUCUUUUUCUUUUCCAAAUGCUUGUUGAUAACAUCAAAAAGUCUUACUGUGCUAUUUCUUCUUUGCAUUAACUCAAGCUGCAUCCAGCAAAUGAAGAACGCUUCACACUACAGUCUCAGGCAAAGAAGCUGACUCCUCCUGGAUUUUUUUUCUACACAUCGUAAAUAGCAAAAACUCUUUAAAGCUGGUUUGAAGUGUACAUUAUGUACAGGUGCACAGAGCUCAUAGGGUGGAAAGUAUAUCUCGUCUUUAACAUUCCAGAAUCUGCAGGAAACUUUGUAUACAAGGUAGAUUUUAAGUAACAAAGUAAAAACUCCAGAUAUUUCAGGAUUUCAAAUCUAUUCCUCUCUUUUUUUCUUGUUUUUAUAGACUACAUACAUUUUCAUUAACAAACAAGUCACGUGAUCAGUGCUGAGUAGAAUGCAAUGACAUCCAGAUCCCAAGGCUGACUGGUACAGGUCUUGUGCUUAUAAGUACAGAAAUGAUGACUAAAGGGAACCCUUUUACAAAAAGGAAGCAAUUUGUGCUAAGUACCAAAACAGUGAUUUUAAGGGAACCCGUUUACAAGAAGGAAGCAAUACUUGCUGUCACUGAGCAGUAGAAAUUUUCUUAGCAGCAACUAUUAACCAGAAUGUAACACAGCUUCAUUUUUUUUUUUUUGUCCAUGUGGGAACCCAAGUAAGGAAAGGUUUCUGUAGAUAUCCAAUUACGUGAAACAUUUGUGGAGCAAAGUCCUUACCAUUACUCAGCUCAGACCUUAUAAACUGAGCGGCCUAGCAAGAAAACUCCAGUAAACAUAAAAAUAUAUAGGUCCUCUCUUGACAUAGUUGCAAGGUUAAAACUGGUAUUGGAACUAGAUAGGAUUCAUUCAUAAGGGGUAUCUUUCCCAUUCAGGAGUUGGGAUACAGUGAGUCUGAUGUGCCACAAUGUCAGGCUGACUUAACAGUUUGCAUUGGUCUGUAUGACUGUUCAAAACUAUUUCAGUAUUGCUUUUCUCAAGUGAGCUUUCUGUCAAAGUGGAAUUGCCAUGGUGGAAACAUGCUAUACUACUUUAAUUACUAUAAUAUGGCUUUUUAAUAUCACUUAUAAGUGUUUCCCAUCUGUUUAGCUUCAUAAGUGAAUAAUAUGUAGCUAUAAGGAGUCAUACCACAUGGUCAUCACUAGUACGUGUCACCACUAGUCUGGGAUGGGGUGCCUUGAUGAGUUAGCUGCAUAACUUAUGUCUGCCUCGGAGUACCUCACUGUAAUCCUCGAUAUGCCUGUGGAGUUCCUCUGCUUGCAAUAUUUGACCCUCGACUGAAGACAUAGGGUCUCUGUGAAAUCGUAACUGGUUGCUGGUCUAUGUGAAUAAUUAUGAACAAUGUGAGAGAGAGAGAACAAGAGAGAAGCAAUGUAUGAGAAGAAGACCUCUUUGAUUUCAGUAAGGGAUUAAACAACAGAAAUGAAUAAAUGAAAAAAAAAAGAUCUUUAGGCAAAUUUUGCAAGGCAGAACAACGAAACUGGAGAGAAACAGAGACUCUGGAAAACGUAAGCUGUUCAAAAUAUACUGUGUGUAUUCUUUUUUCAACUUACCCCAUUUAAACUCUCAGUUCAGUCAUACUUCACUUUUGUUUAGUACAACUACUAGAUUCAGGAAAAUAAUUAACUAUCAUAUUUUACAUGGUAAAUAUGUAAAAUAACAAAUGUGUUCAGUUUUAACACCUUAAAUCAACACUAAGAAGUUUGCACUAAAAUACCAGUUAAGUGUUACUGUUUUGUGACUCUUAUUAGUGUCUUGCUAAUUAGAAUAUGUUAAUUUGCGCAAUAUAUAAUGCUAAUACUAAUGGCAGAAUUAUUUAAACCAUUGUAUAAUGUAAUAUGUUUAAUAGUGUUAUUAUUUCUAAAACAAAUCCCACUAUUACAGCUGACAGAAUUGUAUACAGCUAAUAAUGCUAAUACAAAACUAUAUGUAAACAGUGAUUUUUUUUAAUGACUAUAAUUCAUUUUGCUAUUUAUGAUAUUCCAAAGUGCAAUUGUUUCUAAUUUUGUUGUCCUUUAAUUCCAAGUUAGUGUACAGUCCACUCAUGUAAUUAAAAUGUUUUUUGUGGUGAAAGCUUUUCAUUAUUAACGUACUAACUGUACAUUUUGGGUUUAUUAGGUUUAAUACAUGAACUUUUAGUGUUGCCUUUGUCUUGCAAUAUGUUUUAAGAAAAAUAAAUUUUAGUACAAUAAAAUGCCAAA
Molecule: messenger RNA, 6491 nt
Organism: Protopterus annectens (West African lungfish)
Lineage: Eukaryota; Metazoa; Chordata; Ceratodontiformes; Protopteridae
Gene: CRACD
Product: capping protein inhibiting regulator of actin dynamics
Exons: 13
Coding region: 675-4259 (1194 amino acids)
Biological process (GO): maintenance of gastrointestinal epithelium; negative regulation of barbed-end actin filament capping
Source: RefSeq, a predicted model, not a curated record